This is a messenger RNA of Ipomoea triloba (trilobed morning glory), 1466 nucleotides long. RefSeq names its product UDP-N-acetylglucosamine transporter UGNT1. The transcript is spliced from 10 exons. The record is from RefSeq and is a predicted model, not a curated record. Gene Ontology annotation, molecular function: GDP-fucose transmembrane transporter activity; antiporter activity. The coding region runs from base 184 to 1224 and encodes 346 amino acids. Gene Ontology annotation, cellular component: Golgi apparatus. NCBI's taxonomy places the organism in Eukaryota, Viridiplantae, Streptophyta, Magnoliopsida, Solanales, Convolvulaceae.
CGAAGGAAGUGAUGCCGGAGGAUCAAAGCUUAUGAAAUUUCGGAGGAUUUGAAUAUCUCUGACGGACUGACGGAGCUUUUUAACCAACUUCAAACGCGAAUUCAUAUAAAUACAUAACGUGUAUACAUAUACAUAUAUAGAGAGAGAAGAAGAAGAAGAAGAAAAGAGAUCUGAAGUGUGAUAAUGGCUUCGAAUUCGAUGAAGAACCCUGCGCUACUGCCGUUGACGACCGCCGAUUCUGCGCCGGCGGAUAGAUCGACGGAGGAGAAACUUUUCAAAGGAUCGGCGAUGACCAAGCGCGGAGCUUACGCUGCCAUCUCUUACAUGUCCUGUGCUGUUCUUCUAGUGUUGUUCAACAAAGCAGCUCUUUCUUCAUACAAUUUCCCAUCUGCAAGUGUGAUUACACUAUGUCAGAUGAUAUGUUCAUGUUGCUUUCUCUACAUGUUACGACGCUGGAAACUGAUUUCUUUUCAUUUGGGUGAAGCCCCAACAGCAUCUGAUAAUUCUAAAACAUUUGUACCUUUAAAGACAGUGAUUGAUACCCUACCUUUGGCUGUGACCUAUCUCCUGUAUAUGCUAGUCACUAUGGAGUCUGUUCGGGGAGUAAAUGUACCAAUGUAUACAACUCUCAGGAGGACAACUGUCGUUUUCACUAUGAUAGUGGAGUAUAUUCUUGCAAAGCAGAGGUAUACACGGCCUGUUGUCGGAAGUGUGGCAUUGAUUGUGUUCGGUGCAUUUGUUGCGGGAUCUCGGGACUUAUCAUUCGACUUGUAUGGUUAUCUUCUUGUUUUCUUAGCCAACGUCACAACCGCCAUAUAUCUCGCAACUAUAGCUCGGAUUGGAAAAUCAAGUGGGCUUAAUAGCUUUGGCCUUAUGUGGUGCAAUGGGAUUGUUUGUGGGCCUGCUUUACUUGUCUGGACAUUUAUUAGGGGUGACUUGAUGAUGACCUUUAAUUUUCCAUCUUUGCUUUCACCUGGUUUCCUGGUUGUAAUGCUUCUCUCUUGCAUUUUGGCCUUCUUCUUGAAUUACAGUAUAUUCCUGAACACCACUCUAAAUUCAGCGCUUACACAGACAAUUUGUGGAAAUUUAAAGGAUCUUUUCACCAUUUCACUUGGCUGGGUGAUCUUUGGGGGUCUUCCAUUUGAUAUGUUGAAUGUCAUCGGGCAGCUUCUCGGUUUCAUCGGCUCUGGUCUAUAUGCCUACUACAAGCUUAUAGGAAAAUGAUUGCCUGAGUUGUCUUCCUCGGAGGCGAGAUAACGUUGCAGCAUUUUUGUACAAUUGAUUUAGGCUUCUGAAACAGAACUCGAGUAAGUUUUACACAAGAACCCUGAAUCCAUUCUUUUGGAGCGAGCUUUUGCCGUUGUUUCCUAUGUGCAGUACUUUGUGUGCUGAGUGUAAUUUAGGGUAUGUAGGCAUUGUAUCUAACUGCAGCAGCUCCUAGACGAAUAUACUUUCUGUGUAGACCA